Rasamsonia emersonii CBS 393.64 is the source of this 903-nucleotide messenger RNA. Its product is annotated as Mitochondrial large ribosomal subunit protein L1. The transcript has 3 exons. Bases 1 to 903 code for a protein of 300 amino acids. The record is from RefSeq and is a predicted model, not a curated record. Lineage: Eukaryota; Fungi; Ascomycota; Eurotiomycetes; Eurotiales; Trichocomaceae.
AUGGCGUCGUCCACUGCUUCUUUGCCCGCAGUGGCAAGGAGCAUGAUCCUGUCCUGCAGGUCGCCAUUGCGGCAAAAAUCUCCAAUUGCUCCGUUUCUCUAUCCGCUCCAGCAGCAGCAGGUCCGAGGAGCGAAGAAUAAUGCGCAGGCCAAGAAAAAGGACAAGCCAAAGAAGAAAGAUCGUGCUCGGCAGUACCAGUACAAGGAUCUGAAGAAUGUUACGCAAUUCUCACUCUGUGAUGCGAUGAGAUACCUCCGGGCCUUCGAAGUAGGCCGUGACCGCCAAGUAGCGAAAUAUGAGGUUCACAUUCGAUUGAAGACCAAGAAGGAUGGCCCUGUCAUUCGCAACAUGGUCCGCUUCCCUCAUGCCGUCACCGAAUCCAGAAUCUGUGUCAUCUGCCCACCUGGCUCGAAACAUGAAAAGGAAGCCAAAGAAGCAGGCGCCGUGCUGGUUGGAGAGCAAGAAGUCUUUGACCAGGUGAAAAAUGGCGUCAUUGAUUUCGAUCGGUGCAUCUGUCAUACCGACAGUUUUGAUGCCAUGAACAAGGCCGGCAUGGGUCGAUAUCUGGGUCCCAGGGGCUUGAUGCCCAGCGUGAAGAUGGGCACUGUGGUCGAUGAUGUUGGAAACAAGGUCCAGAUGCUGCGCGGAGGUACAGUCUACCGCGAGAGAGAUGGAGUGAUCCGGAUGCCCAUUGGCCAGCUGGGAUUCUCGCCCGACCAGCUGCGGGAUAAUCUGCGUACGACCAUCGAGCAGAUCAAGAAGGAUGCUGCCCAGCUGAGCGACCGCAUCACGAAGGAGAUCUACGAGGUGGUGUUGAGUUCGACCAACGGACCCGGGUUCAGUCUCAACGGGGAUUUCAAGUCGGAGAAUUCACCGGACCCGGAAGCUUUGACGGGACUGUAA